Molecule: messenger RNA, 1133 nt
Organism: Zea mays
Lineage: Eukaryota; Viridiplantae; Streptophyta; Magnoliopsida; Poales; Poaceae
Product: DUF1639 family protein
Exons: 2
Coding region: 148-744 (198 amino acids)
Source: RefSeq, a predicted model, not a curated record
CAUGGAUUCCGGGGGUCUUUACGAAAAACGACCCUUUUUAUCCGCUGUUUAAACCAAAUCUGACCAUCUGUUUCUCUAUCAUCGCCCACGUUUCCUUCCUUCCUUCCUCCCUCCCCAUUCCUUCCCUUCCACGCGCCCCUCCCUCCCAUGGUCCUCAUGGCCGCCGUCGAGAACGACCACCGCCGCGGAGCCAAGGCCACCUCUGCCCAGUCGAAUUCCAUAGGUCCCGCGCCGCGGCCGUCGUCCCGCGCGCGGCUCCACGAUUUCUCCUUCCUCACCCUCAGCUGGGGCACGCACCGCGUGCUCCGCUGCUCCAAGAGCGGCCCCGGCUCGUCGCCCUCUUCCGCGUCUCCGGAGACCCCGUCCCCGGACAAGGAGAGAGCCCACCGACCCGAGGGCGGCGGCUCGCUGCGGCAGCGCCAGCGCUUCGCUCAGCGGCCGUGGAACCUUCGGACCCGCCGCUCCGCCACCGCCGCCCCGACGCGCCAGGCGGGAUCGGACGAGGAGUCUGAGGCCGCGGAGCGCGCGCCUCCGCCGACGGUGGAGGCGAAGAAGCGGGCGCUCUCCAUCGCCUUGUCCAAGCAGGAGAUCGCAGAGGACUUCGCGGCGAUUCGCGGGACGCGGCCCCCGCGCCGGCCCAAGAAGCGCCCGCGCACGGUGCAGCGGCAGCUCGACUUGCUGUACCCGGGAUUGUGCCUAGCAGAUGUGGCGCCCGGCUCCUACAUGAUUGAAGAGGUAAAAUAGUGUUUCGAUUUGGUCGUGUUUUAAAAGUUGUUUUCUUUGGUUUGGCUCUUGAGGUGCAAAUUUUGUGUUCCUGCAGAGGUGAUUGUUGCUUUGGUGGAGCUUCCGAUGGACGGGUUUCCAGACGUUGUGAUUUUCUUCUUCUUCUUUUUGUAUAAAUCUUAUUCUGAUAGCUAACGCGUCUGUCUCAUAAGUGUUUUGUUUUCGGUGGGUUGGAGGAAGUUGGGGUGGAAUUUCCUGUGAUUAUGUACUGCGGCGUCCUCAAUUUGAUUUUUAGACAUGUAGGAUUGUUUGUGUAAAGUAUUCUGAUCACUAGGUGGGAUGGAUGUCUUGUCCUGGCGCCCUGCAGUGUACAUGGUUUAAUAUAUGAAGCAGUUUUAUUUAGGUGUUCA